Messenger RNA from Trachymyrmex cornetzi, 3735 nucleotides. RefSeq names its product xanthine dehydrogenase-like. The record is from RefSeq and is a predicted model, not a curated record. Gene Ontology annotation, molecular function: iron ion binding; oxidoreductase activity; FAD binding. NCBI's taxonomy places the organism in Eukaryota, Metazoa, Arthropoda, Insecta, Hymenoptera, Formicidae.
CUUGUCUUCAUCCGCGAAUAUGCGAAAUUUCGAGGCACAAAAGCGAUGUGUCAUGCAGGUGAUUGCGGUGCUUGUGUCGUAAGUGUAACAUUCAAGGACAAAACGAUAGCCGUAAAUUCCUGUCUUGUAUUGGUAUUAACCUGUGACAGAUGGAAUAUUGUAACGACUGAAGGUAUAGGUAACAAGCGAGACGGUUAUCAUGCAAUUCAAGCUACACUUGCUAAAAAAAAUGGCUCGCAAUGUGGAUAUUGCUCUCCUGGCAUGGUGAUGAAUAUGUACAGUCUCGGGAAAGGUUUGUCUAUGCGGCAGAUCGAAAGUUCAUUUGGUGGCAACAUUUGUCGAUGCACUGGAUAUCGUGCAAUUUUGGAUGCAUUCAAAGGACUUGCCACCGACGCACAUCCAUCAACGGUGAAGGAUACUCAAGAUAUUGAGGAGUUAUACAAGAUCAAACCUUGCCAGAAAAAUAAAAUGCCAUGUGUACGUAGUUACUACGAUAAGCAACCUUCCGAUGAAAAAAAAAUGUUGAUCAUAAAGUUAAAGGACGCACACUUCUACAAAGUUACCACGAUCAAGGAUGUAUUUACGAUAUUUGAUAAUAACCCAAACGCUACAUAUAUAUUAAAUGGAGGAAAUACUGCACAUGGUGUUUAUCUUUCUAGCAAAAAAGAUAUAUACAUUGAUAUAAACGACAUUCCAGACUUGCAUAAAAUUUUAAAAUCAGAUAUUGAUUUGGUCUUAGGAGGAAGUCUAACCCUUACUACCGCACUAGAGACGUUUCAGAAAUAUUCAAAUGAUACCGGAUUUAAAUAUCUAAGGCAGUUGGCCCAGCAUGUAGAAUUAAUUGCAAACGGCCCCGUGCGAAAUAUUGGCACAAUAGCCGGGAAUUUAAUGAUGAAACACCAGCACAAUGAGUUUUCAUCCGAUUUGUUUUUGAUGUUAGAGUCUGUCGGUGCUCAGGUAGUUGUCCAGGAAAGUCCCUCUGAGAGUCAAAUUUUUUUCUUGUUCGAAUUUCUAAAUAUCAGGAUGGAUCAUAAAAUUAUCAAUAGAAUUACGCUAUAUCCGCUACGUGAUAACUCGUACCAAUGCAGAUUCUACAAGAUUAUGCCUAGAGCUCAGAACGCUCAUGGUCACGUCGGCGCCGGCUUUCUCUUCCCAAUCGACGAGAACGGCAAGGUGUUGAAGUUGCCUAACAUCAUUUUCAAUGGCAUCAACAUGCAUUUUUUGCACGCAAAACAGACCGAGGAACUGGUGGUCGGAAAAUCUAUCUUCGACAAAAAAAUACAAAAAUUAAUUAUGGAAAUGUUACAUGUCGAACUGCAACCAGAUCAUGUGCUCCCGGAUUACUCCCCGGAAUUUCGCAGGACUCUUGCCGAAGCAUUACUUUACAAGUUUUUUUUAAGCCUCCAACCGGAGAAAGUAGAUCCAUUUUAUCGUAGCGGAGGCACCUUAUUAGAACGAAAUGUUUCUUCAGGUAAGCAAGAAUACAACACGCAUAAGGAGUUAUGGCCAGUGAGUAAACCUAUGCCAAAAUUAGAAGCUUUUGAGCAGACAUCGGGCGAAGUCCGAUAUUGCAAUGAUAUGGGUCCAUAUCUGAGAGAAGUGUUUUGUGCUUUCGUCGUCACCGAAAUCUGUAAUGGCGAGAUCGAGAGUAUUGAUACAAGAAACGCGUUAAAAAUGAAGGGCGUAGAGGCGUUCUUCAGCGUCGUUGAUAUACCGGGAAAGAAUCUAUGUAUUUCUGCCGUCAGCAAGUUGACGUCUUUACCAGAGGAUGAGUUGCUGUUCGCCGAAAAGGAUGUUUUGUAUGCUGGCCAACCGGUCGGCGUAAUCGUCGCGGAGACGCAUAGUUUAGCGAAUGAGGCUGCAAAAUUAGUACAAAUUAUAUAUAAGGAACCUCUGAAAACGAAGCCCGUGAUAAGUAUUGAAGAUGCUCUAAAUUCGCAGGACAAUACAAGAAUCAGGGAAAGCGCCAAUAUUCCAGCAAAGAGGAAAGGAACCGAUAUUAAACACGUGAUAAACGGCGUUUUUCAAUGCGGUGGUCAAUAUCACCAUACUCUUGAGACUCAAUCCUGCGUAUGCGUUCCAGUGGAUGAUGAUAUAGACGUCUAUCCAUCGUCACAAUGGAUGGAUCUCAUUCAAGUAUCGAUCGCUAAUUGUCUUAAUGUUCAAAAUAAUAGCAUCAAUGUGCAUGUCAAUCGACUUGGCGGUUCAUACGGUUCAAAAAUCUCACGCAACGCGCAAAUUUCAUGUGCUUGCGCAUUGGUAUGUCACAUACUGAGGCGUCCAGCGCGAUUCAUCAUGACGACGGAUAGCAAUAUGCAAUCGAUAGGCAAAAGAUGUUCUACUCGUCAAGAAUAUAAGAUCGGAGUGAACAAUGACGGAGUUGUACAGUAUCUCAAUUCGAAACACUGGAGCAAUUGCGGUUCUAGUUUCAACGAACCACAAGCAGCCAUGAUAGCUUCCUACAUGCAAAGAAGCUGCUAUUUAACUGAUACUUGGACGUUCAACGGAUUCGACGUGAGAACCGAUUUACCGUCAAAUACGUUUUGUCAGGCAUCAGGAUCCGCGGAAGGAGUGGCUAUGAUCGAGAAUUUAAUGGAGCAUAUUGCGAAAGUGACGAACAAGGAUCCGAUUGAGGUCAGACUGGCGAAUAUGAAUGAUAUUGAUAAAUCAGUUUUAAAACCCAUGAUAGAGGAUUUGUUGAAAAAGGCAAAUUACGAUAAUAGCAAAAGUAGCGCUGUUUGGUUCAAUUCAGAAAAUCGUUGGAAGAAACAGGAAGUUGCUUUGGUACCGAUGAAAUACUUGAUAACAUUUGAAGGACAAUUCCAUGCAAUGGUAUCAAUCUGCGCUCGCGACGGUUCGGUAUGCGUGACUCAUAGCGGAAUUGAAAUCGAUCAAGGUAUAAAUACAAAGAUCGCACAAAUAGCAGCUAAUGUACUGCAAGUCGAUAUCGAUACAGUUUCUGUUAAAGGAAGCAAUAAUUUAGCUUCACCCAACAAGUCAACUACAGGACACAGCGUUACCGUAGAAUACUGCGGAAACGCGACGCUCCACGCUUGCCUACAGAUUAUGAUUAGACUCGAGCCGAUAAGAAACAAAAUGAAAAAUCCGACAUGGAAGGAACUCAUUUUUAAAGCGUAUGAACUGGGCAUUGAUUUAUGCGCAAGUUACACGAUAGUAAAUGAGCCAACGGAAGAUAUUUACGGUGUCGCUACUGCCGUAGUAGAGAUCGAUGUACUGACCGGUCAGCACGUUAUCAGAAGGGUCGAUUUGAUGAUUAAAAAUGGUGUAAGCUUGAAUCCCGAAAUUGACAUCGGUCAAGUGGAGGGAGCUUUCGUGAUGGGAAUAGGAUACUGGACUUCUGAGGAUCUGAUAUAUAGUCCUGAUACAGGAGUAUUAACAAAUAACAGAUUAUGGAAUUAUAAGUCACCAGGAGCGAAGGACAUUCCUGAAGAUUUCCGCGUAUACUUACUCAGUAAAUCGUUCGAUGGAAUCGGUAUCUAUGGUUCGGAAUCAAUCGAAGAAUCAUCGCUUUGUAUGAGUUACGUGAUUCCAAUAGCGUUUCGCUACGCAUUGAAUUCCGCUAGAGCGGAUGCAGGGAAUACGAAAUGGUAUCAACUAGAUGGACCGUGUACUACCGAACGUAUACUUUUGACUAGCUUAACUAACAAAGACAUGAUGGUUUACGAAAAAGAAAAAUAUAGGAAUCGUUCUCAAAGAAACUGGUGUUUGAAGUAA